Molecule: messenger RNA, 648 nt
Organism: Symbiodinium natans
Lineage: Eukaryota; Dinophyceae; Suessiales; Symbiodiniaceae
Source: the annotation of a GenBank genome assembly
AUGCAGGUAAUCCUUAGAGAGCUUCACCACGAGGAGGGCAAAGCUGAUGCAUGGCCACCAGAGGCCGUGGAGCAUGCCAUCUCACCACUGCUUGUGAUGGACCCCCAGUUGAGGCAGCAGCUGGAGGCAUUCUACAGGCACACCAUUGAUGACAUCCACUCGGACAUGCAGAUGCUGAAGGCGUACGCAAACAGCGGCGCAGCCAGCUCCGAAAAAGCGUCGUUCCUGGAGGUGAAAUCCGCCUCCCUGGACCCAAGGGUGUGCUUCCUGCCUUCUUGGCGGCCGACUUCCCACCUGUUCUACAGCGGCGGCGACAAGAAAGAUGCGCAGAUGGACAACUUCCUCAAGCAGGACGCAGCGCAGUCUGAAACCGAGGCAGCUGACAUCUUCGAGGAUGCCGUGCACCGUGAGCGGCACGCGGCCAAGAUGGUCGGCAAAGGCGAGAGAGCCAGUGCGCGGGCGGAUUAUGCGCAGAUGCUCGAGGAGGAAGAAAAAAUGGAGAAGCUGAUGGAUCGAGCUGCCGAGGACGCAGAAGAGGAUGCAAUGCUGGUUCUCCAGCAAGACAAGAACGGCAAAGACAUCGAUGGGCAGCCGUACACAGAUGACCCUGCUGAGGGCGAGCAGCCUGAGGGGGGACAAGCCCGUUAA